UGUGUGUUAUAGACAGCGCAUCUCGUGAGGAGGUGCAUCAUGUGUACCCCGACCCCCCCAGUGAUGAACACAGUCUGGACAUCCAGCAGCAGGCUCUGCUCAGGGAGCAACAACGCAGGAUCAGGAACAUGAGGAGAGGAGAAGAGUCAGAUUACCCCAAUGGUGACACAGGGUCCCCAUCCCCAACGCAAGCCCAGGUUAACCUGAGGUCCAGACAGCCCUCAGCCCAGGAGAGGGAGAGCAGGAGGCCCGCCAGGAGAAGAGACUUUGAGGAUGACAUGUUGACUCCCGGUGGUCAGAGGGAUGACGAGGGCCAACCGGAUGCCCAGUCUCUAUUCUCUGUGGCCAGCCUGAACCUUGAGGGGGUUAAGGACCGCAACCAGAGACGCAUCCGCAGACUGGAUGACUUCAACGACCACGACUGGAGAUCAGGAGGGCUGUCAGCCGACGAAGGGGACCACCUCUCGCUGCGGUCCACCCCAUACCACCCGGACAGGCGUGUGUCUGUGGAGACGGUUGCCACAGAGCCCUGGCUGCGGCCUGGCACAUCAGACCCGCUGAAGCGGUUAGGGACUGGUCAGAACCGGAGAGAGAGGCCGGUUACUAGAGACAUCCUGGACGGGGACGGGCCCUCCACCUACCAUGGAUGACCUGUGACCUUUUUAGGUCUGUUGACCUCUCAUCUACACAUAGGAUCCCUUUCUAGUGCACUACUUCUGACUAAAGUCUGUGCCCUUGAUUUCAAAGCCAAAGAGGUGUAUUUUCUAUAUGCAGUCGAUCCCUACAUGGGCUAUUUCUGUCUCGGGAUCAGAUGAGCGCAAAAAAACAUCAUGCUUGUGCUUUUUACUCCGAAAAAAAAUAAAUGAAUGUAGCUUAUGUGUAUCCAUUUUGAAUCUACACAGCCCCCAGAGGAGACGUCCUAAUGGAGAUGAGAGCGGUAGUAGCAGAGAUAUUUCAGUCUCUGUAUACAACGGCUUUAGCCUGGGUACCAGUCUCUAGCUAACAUUCCACUACUUGCCACUCCUUGUCAUUGCCAAAGAGACUGGCCUUUUGGGCAAUCUCAACGUUCAAUAUGCAGCCGGAUUUACAGCGCAGUUGGAAACAUUAAUAUUUUCCAUGACAACGUUCUGGAACAUGAGGUGUGUGCAAAUUUGACGCCAUAUAGAAUUAAAAUUGGUGGAUUAAUAGCUCAGCCUAUGGAUUCAUUUCAAAUUUACACAUCUGUCUUCACUGUUCCCUUCUUGCGCAAUUCAUGCAUCUCCACUGGGCCCUCUUCCAUCCUCUGUAUUGCUUUUAUAGCUCUUGAACCAGUAGCCUAGCCCAAUGUCCCAGCAGUAGCAAUAUACAAUAGUUUGGUCACUUAUUUUGAGAAAUAGAAAAUAUAUAUUUUGUGUUGCUCAAAAUAAUAUAUAAAUAUUUGAGGAAAGAAGUGCCUUGCUCUUGCUUGCUGGAUAUGAAAUAGGCUACAGCGUUCACAAUGAACUGCUGGGGAAGUUUGAAUGGCGAGAGCUUCUCUGGUGUGACGCGAUCACAUUGGCUGGUGGUAAACAUGAAACAAACGUAAAUCCUCUGUUCUCCCAGCGCCCAAUGUUUGUUUACAAUGACAUAUUACGUCAGAAAGCCCAAUGUUUGUUUACAAUGACAUGUUACGUCAGAAAGCCCAAUGUUUGUUUACAAUGACAUGUUACGUCAGAAAGCCCAAUGUUUCCAAUCGAAUGUAUGAAUGAAGUUUUCCUAUCAGUCUAAUUUGCAUUAAACAUUGUGAUUGGAGGAUAGCUGUGAGGGUUAGAAAAUCAGGAUCAAAUCAUCUGAGCUCAUUAAUGAUGAUAUAAUGUUCAUAUUUGAAGAUUGCCGAAUGGCCAGUCUCUUUGGCAAGGAGUGGAAUGUUAGCUGAAGAGACUGGUACUCCAGCUACAAUGGCUCCAUGUAGUGAGGAGGAGCAAGCAGCAUCAGUGAGUGAAGCCAGUAGACAGUGAAGAAUUCCUGAGCUGCAACACUCAGAGAUACUGCAGUAGGGCUACGGUAUGGAUGAUGGCUAGGCUCUGGUCUGCCAAUCUUUUGAAUGUACUUUGGCAAAAUUAAUGUAUAUUUAAAACGUGAAUCUGAUGUUGAAAUGUUUGUAUCAAGUAAAGAUGUGAUUAUAUAUAUAUAUAUAGAAAG
Molecule: messenger RNA, 2160 nt
Organism: Salvelinus sp. IW2-2015
Lineage: Eukaryota; Metazoa; Chordata; Actinopteri; Salmoniformes; Salmonidae
Product: centrosome and spindle pole-associated protein 1-like
Source: RefSeq, a predicted model, not a curated record